AUGAUGGCCUUGUUUGAUAUCAGAACGAAAUUUGUUGUCAAAAAAAGUACAAAUAUCCGAAAAAUAUAUUGUCCUCAGCUGAUGGUAUUGGAUGUUAGUAGCGAAGCAGUCUAUGAUGAGUGCAAACAGAAAAUGCGGUUAGCAGUGCACAAUAAGCGGUGCGAUAUAAGUAUUGCUUCAUCAUUACUAACCAACAAAGCUCAAUUUACUGCCUCUCUAAUUCAUCAUUUCCCGCGAUGUGGUGGAAGAGCAUCAUAUGGUGAUGUUAUUCUGGAAUAUACUCCUCAGUUACCUGCACCUGAUACAAUGAGGAUUCGCCUGUAUAUUGCUUAUCCAAAGGACAAAAAGGAGUGGUAUAAUGAAUCAUGUUUGCAACGUGCAGGACUGAUUGCAUUAAUGGUUCAAACGUUUAUAGCUGUCGAGUUAAGCAUUUUUAAUGGAAACAAUCCAAAUGAUCUCCGACCGCUUAUUCCUCACUUUGAUGUAAUGUGGUCGAACCAGCAGGCAGGACCGAACCUGACCGAGAUGACGCCGUCUAUAGCACUUUUGGAACUAGACAAAACGGCUGCGGAAUUAGCUCAUGAACGUUGCCUUGCGCGUUAUAUCCGUAGUCGUCUUUCUUUUCUUAAAGAAUUGAAUUCGAAUGAAUUAUUGCAUUUGGUUUUUCUUCUUUGCCCACACGAUGCCGAAGAAUAUGGAGAGGAAAAACUGGAGACCUACUUGGAUGUUACUGUCAUUAAAUCUCCUGCGUUUUAUCUUCUUCCCACAGUCGCUUCUGAAGUACAUCGGUUUUUACGAGAUGUAAAUAUUGCAUGCUUUCCUUCAAAGAAUCAGCAACUUCGAGUUGUGGGUUGGGUAAAUAACUCCUAUACUCUGCGAUUUACAAAGGGUGGAAUUGUUGCAUCUUAUUUGAGUGGAGUCAUUCAUGAAGUGGGUCAUCUGUUGAAAAUUCCACAUACUAAUUCAGGAAUUAUGAGAGAUGGUAAGAAAUUCUAA
Messenger RNA from Thelazia callipaeda (thelaziosis nematode), 996 nucleotides. NCBI's taxonomy places the organism in Eukaryota, Metazoa, Nematoda, Chromadorea, Rhabditida, Thelaziidae. The record is from the annotation of a GenBank genome assembly.